Micropterus salmoides (largemouth bass) is the source of this 2101-nucleotide messenger RNA. Its product is annotated as zinc finger protein 679-like. Gene Ontology annotation, molecular function: DNA-binding transcription activator activity, RNA polymerase II-specific; RNA polymerase II cis-regulatory region sequence-specific DNA binding; telomeric repeat DNA binding. Gene Ontology annotation, biological process: regulation of transcription by RNA polymerase II; telomere capping; regulation of telomere maintenance via telomere lengthening. NCBI's taxonomy places the organism in Eukaryota, Metazoa, Chordata, Actinopteri, Centrarchiformes, Centrarchidae. The transcript has 7 exons. The coding region runs from base 153 to 1667 and encodes 504 amino acids. The record is from RefSeq and is a predicted model, not a curated record. Gene Ontology annotation, cellular component: shelterin complex; nucleus.
UGUACGCAUUGGCAGUAGUAUAAAAUAUUAUCUAAACAUAAGUUAUAUUAGUAGUCUUCCAAAAUAAAACUAACGAUUAGAGGAUAACUUACUGCAUAAAGCUACAUAUAGCUGCAAUAGUUAGCUAAUUUUAGCUAACUUGCGCUCCUAAAAUGUCUCGAUAUCGAGAUCCUCAUCUCCCUCUGGCAUCCCUGCGCCUCCUGGUUCCUCCACUGAGGUUGAUGUCAGCCUGUAUGUGGCAGGUGGCCCAGGAGCGAGAUGUAGAUCAGUAUGACAAACUGGCUGGAUUCAUCACAUUAGUGACGGAGAUGGUCCAAGAGCUUCUGAGCUACAAACAGAGGACUCAGCUCAUCCUGGGACUGAGAGCUCGGAUCAUUUUGGAAUAUCUAAAGAAGGUGGAUCCCAUUGACUGCAAUGCCAUCCAGGAACACCUCAGCAUUUUCCAAAAGAGUGCAAUAAACUGCAAGGAGGAAGAGGAUCAAGAUGGAGAGGUGGACUUGUCAAAAUCGGCAUUUAUGGAGCUGGUUCAGACAUUACUCGAUGACAAAUAUGAAAAGGAUAAAUUUCUCAAGGAUGUAUUCCCAGCACUGUAUGGAGCACGUUUUGAUACAGUUCUGCAGAUCCUAGUGUGGGAGUUCUUCUACAGACUGGAAGAGUUUCUUCCAGUUCCAAGUUUCUCAAAGGUCCCCUCUUUGUUUGACCUGUCCUGCUUUGACCUCCAGUUUGAGCAGUUUGUCUCUGAUUAUGACGAUCUGAGGAAGAUUCUGCAGCAUCAAAAGCGAAGACAAACGUUGACUAAAAAUCAUGUCGGCAGCUUAGUCCAUCAAAGCACCUAUUGUUCCCUACCAGUCACAAUCACCUCAGGGGAGCCUGCAGUAGGCAGUACCAGAGUCCAGGAGAGAUGCAGUGCUGGAGGGUUAAAGCAAAACGUGUGUUCCAGUGCAGAGGAAACUGAAAACCUCACCUGUCCUGUGUGCUGUAUGGGUUUUAGGAAACCAAUAGCAUUAAGACGUCAUCUAAAAGCUCAACGUUCGACGUUCAAGACGCUCCAGAAGCUGUACCACUGUGACAAAUACGAGAAGACUUUCCAGACAAAGCGUCGUCUGGAGCAGCACCUUCAAGCCCAUGCUGAAGUGAAACCGUAUGUUUGUUCCUACUGUGGCAAAGGGCUUCCGUGCCCGAAAGUGCUGAAAACUCAUUUGCGCCUCCACACCGGGGAACGUCCAUAUGCCUGCAAGUUCUGCGAUAACAACUUCGACCAGGGUUACUCACUGACGCAGCACGUCAGAGUGCACAGAGGGGAGAAGCCGUACCUGUGUAGUGAAUGUGGAAGAGCCUUUUCCAACUCGAGCACUUUUCUGGUCCAUUCACGGCGGCACACGGGUGAAAGGCCGUAUCACUGCAAGGACUGUGGAAAGGAAUACAUCACACUGCAAAGGCUCAAAGUCCAUCAACGAAUUCACACAAACGACCGUCCAUUCCCCUGCCCCCAGUGUAGUAAGUGUUUCCGUUGCCAAUCGUUCCUCACUGAGCACAAAAAAAUUCACACCGGAGAAAGACCUUUUAAAUGUGUUGCGUGUGACAAAAGAUUUUACACAAAAAACAACCUGAAAAUACAUCUGCAAAGUCACAAGACCAUGAGAAAAGCUAAAGCAUCUACAGAGUGAUCUUUUCUGUGUAGACCUGAUACUUUACCUAUUCUCUCUGAUAUGUGGACCAUUUGAGCAUCUGGAUGUUUGAACAUUUCAAGUUUGUGUUUGCAUCUGGUACAAUAAUAAAUGUUAAGUUUGCCCCAGUCUUCAGUGCGUACAUGGUCCCUGCAGUCUCGUCACCUUCAAGUCUACAAGGUCGGCACAGUGAAGACCCUGCAACUCUUUGCCCCUUCCACUGUACGCUGAUUGCACAUCUGGAUUUUAAUAACAUUGUAUAAAGUUGUUUGCAAGUGGUACCGUACAUAAGCGAGACGAGCAGAGUUCAGUAAUCAUUUCUGCUGUUACUGCCGUUUGUUCAAUAAGGAAUGUCACAUUUUAUUGCCUCCUUGCAUAUGAAUAGUUUUUGUAUACAUCCCAGAAUAAAAUAAUUGGUAUCCGAUCAAAAGUUA